Messenger RNA from Calliphora vicina (urban bluebottle blowfly), 671 nucleotides. RefSeq lists its product as uncharacterized. Bases 106 to 588 code for a protein of 160 amino acids. NCBI's taxonomy places the organism in Eukaryota, Metazoa, Arthropoda, Insecta, Diptera, Calliphoridae. The record is from RefSeq and is a predicted model, not a curated record. The transcript is spliced from 2 exons.
GUCAAUCAGCCUGUCACAUUUAUAAAUAAAGUGCAUUUUUGGAAAAGUUUUUGUUAUGAAAUUAUUUUAACGCACCUUUUAUUAAAUAAACUUAAAUAAAAAACUAUGAAUAACUUAAGAUUUAUCAAGGAAUUAAGCAAAUUCAGACAAUGGCCGGCACUAACUUUGCACCGUUGUAUGGCACAGAAAGUUGAAACUAAAGCUAGUGGCACCAAACGCCCUCAAGCAGAGGAGGAAGAAGAUAAUGAACCUAUUAAGUUCUUUGGCAGCCGUGCAGCUUCGUGGCGUGCUAAGGACACAAGAAGUGGAGGCUCGGAUGAGCAUUUAUGGUACCAGCCUUACGUUAUUUCUGCCAGUUUGGGAAUAUUUCUUCUGUACUUUUGUGUAUUACGCGAGGAAAGUGAUAUAGAUAUUAAAUUGGAGGGAAAUUUGUUUGAACAUGUGAAGGGUUUGGAAGAGGUGCAAUUAACCAUGAAUUAUAAGUAUAAUAAGGAGAAUGGUUUGGAUAACAAGGAAGUCAUCGAGAGGCUUAAGGAUUUAGGUAUUGAUGUUAAUUUAUUGGAUACUAAAUUGGCAGAAGGUAAUUAAGGCGAUUGCUAUUAAUCUUAAGUAGUUUUAUGUUUGUGAGUUUUACAAAAAAAGGAAUAAAAUUAUAAAAAAAUAUGUUAAAA